CAUCUUCCUUUUAGUACAAAGAAUAAAGCCGGUCUUAUUGUGGGAAUGACAAUAUUUCUUGCUUCUGGUUUUUCUAUCCCAUUCAUUGGUGCAUGGUGGCAACUGUAUGUAUUAACCGCGUUUGAAAAAUCAUUUGCAUUAUCAUUUGUAUCAUUUGUAUUUGGCAAUUUAUUUAACCAUCAACAUGCUUUCGAUAGUCAUAAAGUAGGAAAACCUUUUUAUAAACCUGGUCCACCACCUUCUUAG
Molecule: messenger RNA, 246 nt
Organism: Racocetra persica
Lineage: Eukaryota; Fungi; Glomeromycota; Glomeromycetes; Diversisporales; Gigasporaceae
Source: the annotation of a GenBank genome assembly